UCAUUUUCUUCCUUGAGGAAAAAAAAAAACCAACCCAAUGGAGAAACAGCUGCAACAAUCAGCAGCUUCCUUUGCUUCUUCAUCUCCACCUUGUUCUUCUUCUCAUAUUUGGUUCUUCUGUAAACACUGUCUUUUUUCUUUAGCUUCAGCUCAAAUGGUUAGGUCCACAUCUUUCUUUUCAUUGUGAUCUCUUUGGAUCAACAAUCUAUAUACCCUUUACUGCUAUCACUCUCAGGAAGUCGAAUACAUCUACCACAUGGAGCAGUAUGAGGUACUAGAGCAAAUUGGGAAGGGAGCUUUUGGUUCAGCUCUUCUAGUGAGGCAUAAGCAUGAAAAGAAGAAGUAUGUGCUUAAAAAAAUCCGUCUUGCUCGCCAGACCGAUAGGUCAAGAAGAUCUGCUCAUCAGGAGAUGGAGCUUAUUUCUAAAAUUCGAAACCCAUUCAUUGUGGAGUACAAAGAUUCCUGGGUAGAAAAGGGUUGUUAUGUGUGCAUUAUUAUAGGUUAUUGUGAAGGAGGAGACAUGGCUGAAGCAAUAAAGAAAGCAAAUGGCAAGCUUUUCUCAGAGGAGAAACUGUGCAAGUGGCUAGUUCAACUCCUGAUGGCUCUUGACUAUUUGCACGUGAAUCAUAUUCUUCAUCGUGAUGUCAAGUGUUCAAACAUCUUCUUGACAAAAGACCAAGACAUUCGUCUCGGUGAUUUUGGACUUGCUAAAAUUUUGACUUCCGAUGAUCUCACAUCCUCUGUUGUUGGGACUCCGAGCUAUAUGUGUCCUGAGCUUCUGGCUGACAUACCCUAUGGUUCUAAGUCGGAUAUCUGGUCAUUAGGAUGCUGUAUAUAUGAAAUGACUUCUCUCAAGCCUGCAUUUAAAGCGUUUGAUAUGCUGGCACUGAUAAACAAGAUCAAUAAAUCAAUAGUUGCUCCACUUCCAACGAAAUAUUCUGGGGCCUUUCGUGGUCUUGUUAAAAGCAUGCUGCGCAAGAAUCCUGAACUCAGGCCAAGUGCUGAGGAACUGCUCAGACACCCACACCUUCAGCCAUAUGUUCUCAAGGUUCAAAUUAAAAUCAAUAAUCCGAGAAGGAACUCUUUACCUGUGAAUUGGCCAGAAACCAAUAUAAAGAAAACUAGAUUUUCGGAUCCAGUAGAAGUCCGCUUCUCUGGUUACAGGGAGAGGCGUCAGUCGUACAGUAAUGAUCGGACAUUGAAUCCGAGCAUUUCUGGAGCUGAGCAAGAUUCGGUUUGCUCUACCAAAGGAAUACAUCAUGCUGUACCGGGUUAUUUAAAUCAAAGAUUAGAGGAUUUGUCUGUUGAUAGCAGCCAAGGAACAGUCAUUUGCAAGCCAAUUACUUCAAAACUUUCUAGUAUCACCAAGACUCCAAGAAGUUCUUUGGCAAAAGCUUCUGUAACUGCCAAGAGAAAGACAGAGCCAACAAAGAAUCGUGACUCUUUUCCUGGUUCUCGCACUCCGAUUAAAAAACCUCUUCCAGCAACUCGAAGGACAUCCUUGCCACUACCAACAAGAACUACAGUACGAGAAUCAGCUUCUAUGUCUAAAGCUGGUAUUCUUCACCUCAUACAAUCACCGGACGUUUCAGUUAAUGCUCCUCGAAUUGAUAAGAUAGCUGAAUUCCCAUUAGCCUCGUAUGAAGAUGCAUUCUUCCCCAUCCACAAAACUUCAUCAAUAUCUGCACAGGGCUCCUCUGGCUCACCGCAAUUUGUUGAUCGUUCAAUCACAAAAGACAAAUGUACUGUUCAAACAAGUGAUCGAGCAUCCAUCAAGCCCUGUUUCACUGAUGCAUGGCAGGGAAUUCAACGCAGCAUGUUUAAAGCUGAUGGAGAGAAUGCGACCGAUUCCUCCGAUCAGAAUGCCACUGCUGGGGCAUCAAGCCGUACCUCAUCAGACACACAGAGAUGGAGAUUUGACCCUUCAUCGUUCCAGCAACGUGCUGAGGCAUUGGAAGGGUUGCUUGAAUUUAGUGCAAGGUUGCUGCAGCAAGAGAGGUAUGAUGAGCUUGGGGUGCUACUAAAGCCGUUCGGACCAGGUAAGGCCUCCCCUAGAGAAACUGCUAUCUGGUUGACUAAGAGCUUUAAGGAGAAUACCGGUAAACCAGAGGAUUAAUAAUGGUGAACCCUGUGGUCUGUAUUAUUAUCUGUAGCCAAAAACAUGUAUCAAAUUUUUAGAGUCCGGUCCAGGCUUAUCUGAUUUUAGGCAUUGAUUCAUAUUGAGAGAACCUUAGCAAUUAGGCAUUUUGGUUUUCAAGUGAAUGCUAAUUGUUAGUUCUAGGUUGUAGUUCCGUUAUUUUCUUCGAAAUGGAUGAUGAACAUUUCUUCCA
Gossypium raimondii (Peruvian cotton) is the source of this 2330-nucleotide messenger RNA. RefSeq names its product serine/threonine-protein kinase Nek2. The record is from RefSeq and is a predicted model, not a curated record. The transcript is spliced from 15 exons. Gene Ontology annotation, biological process: protein phosphorylation. The coding region runs from base 257 to 2116 and encodes 619 amino acids. NCBI's taxonomy places the organism in Eukaryota, Viridiplantae, Streptophyta, Magnoliopsida, Malvales, Malvaceae. Gene Ontology annotation, molecular function: ATP binding; protein kinase activity.